GCUUUUCGUCCUCUGGGUUCAAAUAGUGGAAGAUAGUGUACCCAGAUGCAAAUAUAACGCCAUUCUUUCAAUCACUUGAAAACACACGUCGACGAUGACAUGGGUUCAGAUGCUUUACAAUAGUUUCCACCAUCCCUAAAUAUAUCUAUUAUCCCAAAAGAGUGUAUCUGCAAAUAGCAUGGGUAUCAAUCAGAAUCUUCUGUUCCCCUUUCGUCCGCUUCAUGCCAAGUUAUGUACCGUCAUGUAAAUGAGUGUCGUGAAUUCGUGAAGUCCCACAUCCAUCCUUAAAUUGUUUCCCUCCCUUCCCUUUUUGUUGAUUAGUCAUUGGCCCUCCUACAGCUAGAUACGACGCUGCAUACUUCCGCUGUGGCCGCGGCGGCAUUCGCAUCUGUUUCCGCUCAUCCGCACAAUGGAAUAUAAGCAUAAACAUGCCCCGACUCCGCUUGUGUACCUCCGAAGGAGCUUGUUGAUGCGUAACACCAUGAGUGAAGAAGCGACGUAUUUCUGUAACAAACAUCCCGGGACCACAAACUCAUCCACGAACCACAACUCGUCUUUCUUGCAGCAGAUUAAACACUAGAACGUGCCUCCCACUUUGACCAAACCUCCAUAACGAAGCCGAUCCACCCAUCUCAUCCAGGCUGACCCAAAUGGGCAAGUAUUAAAAGGGUUGAACAGGAAGUCAAACGGAAGAACUUCCCCGUUCGUCAAUCAACAAAUUUACAAGAAAGGGAUGGCUGCUAAGAUGGUAGCCAAUAAAGCCGCUACCGAUGGCGACUGAGCGACACUGCCCGCUGAAGUAACGGGGUCGGAGAUGCUUGACGGUGGGGCGGUCGAGGUGGUGAUGCCUGUGCUACUAGCGCUGAUCGUGCCGCUGACGGAUGCGGUGAUCGAUGGCUCGAUGCUUGAAACCGAGGGCAGCGACGAAGCCGAUGGGGAAGACGACGAAGCCAAUGAGGAAGACGACGGAACGGACACAGGUCUGGUGGGAAUAGCGGUGGUCGACGACACCCCAACCGCAGACGAUUUGGUGGUAAACGAUGAUGACGAUUCAACUGAGCUGGAUGAUGCCGUUGAGGAUGACGAUGCGGACGAAGUCAAUGAUUCAGCCAAUGAAGAUGACGCGGUCGAGACUGUUGAGGAAGCUUCAGAGACCGUCGUGCUCGACGCUGAAGAUGAGAGGGUUAGGACUUCCGAAGACGAGGAGGUUAAGACUGUUGUGCUCGACGCUGAAGACGAGGAGGUUAGGACUUGUGAAGAAGACGAAACAACCGGCGCCGAAGAAGAUGAGACAGCCACCGGCGCAGAUGAAGAAACCGGCGGCUGAGAGGAAGCUUGAGUUGACGAAACG
This is a messenger RNA of Neurospora tetrasperma FGSC 2508, 1351 nucleotides long. RefSeq lists its product as uncharacterized. The transcript has a single exon. The record is from RefSeq and is a predicted model, not a curated record. Lineage: Eukaryota; Fungi; Ascomycota; Sordariomycetes; Sordariales; Sordariaceae. The coding region runs from base 815 to 1327 and encodes 170 amino acids.